AUGACCUUGAAGGGUAGAAUCUUCACCGUACCUCUAGAUGUGUAUCAGAGAGAUACUCAAAGAUACAUAAAGACCUCUCAAUUACAGGUGAAGGUCCAGAAUGACACCAAAGAAGGCGCCACUUCGUAUUCAUUCCUAUGCGCUUGCCAGGAGGGCAUAUUCGGACUGGACUUGAACAUCACCAAAGUGAAGCGGUCAAAGUCGAAAGCAGAUCUUGAUGAUCAAACGUGGUUAAAGCUAUUCGAAUUACUUUUCAGGGAUAAUUGGUUGACGGAGAAAAGCGAAAUAGAGCAAUUUUCUACAGUUGAGGUAGCAGGCAAACUUGAGUCUCUGGAAAGUUACGAUCCGAGUACAGGUGAACUUGCCGAAGGAGAUCUAGCAGAUGAGGUGCCAGAACUUACAAUUGUCGUAAGAACUAAGGGGAGGUUGAGUGUGGAAUACGGCUCGUUUAAGGCACAAACUAGAGAGGCAGAUUCGUCUAGUUUGGAAUCGAGACAAGAACUUGAUAUUCUCAAUUGGCUCUCGUUGCAGUCACAACAGCUUCUGGAGAUGAGUAAACAACUUACAUAUAAGAAUGAAGAGCUUGCUGAAACACGUGGAGAUUUAACAAGCAAGGAGGAAGAGAUUAGAACGACGAUCAACGACUACAAUCUCAUUUUGGCGGAUCUUGAGGAUCGCUUCUAUCAGGUAUUGAAUAGUAAGCGAAGAAAGAUCUUGGAGCUUCAAAACGACGACACUGACCAGCUCAAGCAUUUAAAUGAGCAAUUUGAGGUGAAUAAUAGAAACAACUUGAAUAGAGUGCGCAUCGAGGACAUUCUAAGGAGAGAAGACUACAAGGCACUUGAAGAAAAGAACAAGGAAGCGAGAUCGAGGAGUAUCGAAGAAGAAGCUAAGAAGCAGAAAAGGGCGCCUAGAAGAGUAAAGAACCCUAUAGGGAAGGAAGAGGAUGACGCACUUAGGGAUCUUGGAUCUGACAAGAGUGAUGUAAAGAGCCACGAUGAAAACAGAAAGCGACUGGGAAAACCCGUUGUAGAGGUAAAAGGGGAGCCUGUGGAGGGGGUCAAGGAAGAGCCGGUGGAGGUCAAGGAAGAAAGUCCAGAAGAUGUGGAAAUGAAGCUCGAAUCUGAUGAGAGUUGUGGUGCCGGUAAUGAUACUGACUACUCUGAUGAGAAUGACGUGAAGCAGGAGAAUGAAGAGAGAAGCAUAUCGGAAGCGAACUCUGACGCGGAAGGGCGGCAUGAAGAGCUUGUAAGUGGUGAUGAAACCGACUACAGCAACUAA
Candidozyma auris is the source of this 1281-nucleotide messenger RNA. RefSeq lists its product as uncharacterized. The record is from RefSeq and is a predicted model, not a curated record. The transcript has a single exon. Bases 1 to 1281 code for a protein of 426 amino acids. NCBI's taxonomy places the organism in Eukaryota, Fungi, Ascomycota, Pichiomycetes, Serinales, Metschnikowiaceae.